Molecule: messenger RNA, 441 nt
Organism: Entrophospora sp. SA101
Lineage: Eukaryota; Fungi; Glomeromycota; Glomeromycetes; Entrophosporales; Entrophosporaceae
Source: the annotation of a GenBank genome assembly
AUGUUGUUAAAAAAUAAAAUUUUCACUGCCUUGAUAAUAUUAUCUCUCCUCAUAUCAUGUCUUACAUCAUUUGCAUCUCCCUAUCCCGGCUAUCCAAUUGCUGAAAGUGAACCAGAAAGCUAUCCAAUUGCGGAACGAGGCUAUCCAAUCGCAGAAAGUAAACCAGAAAGCUAUCCAAUUGCAGAACGUGGCUAUCCAAUCGCUGAAAGUGAACCAGAAAGCUAUCCAAUCGCAGAACGAGGCUAUCCAAUCGCUGAAAGUGAACCAGAAAGCUAUCCAAUCGCUGAACGAGGCUAUCCAAUUGCUGAAAGUGAACCAGAAAGCUAUCCAAUCGCUGAACGAGGCUAUCCAAUUGCUGAAAAGAGUCAGUUGAAACAACAAGCUUAUCGAAGCGAAAACAGAUAUGAAAUUAAGGAUCAUGUAAAAUUAUUUUCCAAGUAG